ACGAAACCUUUACCCGUCUCAUCUCACGCCACCCAAAGUUGUCUUUCGACCUUUCUCUCUCAAAACCUUUGCUUUUGCGUUGGCUAUAUAUAUAUAAAACUAACUUCCCCAAAACCCAAUCAUAUAUCAUUUCAUUUCUUUUUUCUCGUCCAUCCGUAACCAUGUCUCAGACUGUUGUCCUCAAAGUUGGUAUGUCAUGUGAAGGAUGUGUUGGAGCAGUGAAGAGAGUUUUAGGAAAAUUGGAUGGUGUGGAAUCAUAUGACAUUGAUUUGAAGGAACAGAAGGUGGUAGUGAAGGGAAAUGUCCAGCCAGACACAGUUCUUGCGACCGUUUCCAAAACUGGGAAGAAGACUACCUUCUGGGAAGGUGAAACAGCAGCAUCCGAAACUAGCACAGCAACUGCCUAGAACAUUUCGCUCUAUUCUGUGCAGAAGAAGUAGCUGCGUAAAUCAAAUACUAUUUUAUGGACUUGAAAUAACGAUGGGACUUGUUAUCUGGUGUAUUUUAGUGUGUCACAACAAAGAUUGCUGUAUAUGACUGCUUUCAACAUCUGUGCUACUGUAUUAAUGUGCUUUUAUUGAGAGUUUAACUUCCUUUGACUUU
Messenger RNA from Glycine soja, 603 nucleotides. RefSeq names its product copper transport protein ATX1-like. Lineage: Eukaryota; Viridiplantae; Streptophyta; Magnoliopsida; Fabales; Fabaceae. Gene Ontology annotation, molecular function: metal ion binding. The record is from RefSeq and is a predicted model, not a curated record. The transcript has 3 exons. Bases 162 to 407 code for a protein of 81 amino acids.